This is a messenger RNA of Argiope bruennichi, 4636 nucleotides long. Its product is annotated as golgin subfamily A member 2-like. Bases 203 to 2908 code for a protein of 901 amino acids. The record is from RefSeq and is a predicted model, not a curated record. NCBI's taxonomy places the organism in Eukaryota, Metazoa, Arthropoda, Arachnida, Araneae, Araneidae. The transcript is spliced from 23 exons. Gene Ontology annotation, biological process: Golgi organization. Gene Ontology annotation, cellular component: Golgi cis cisterna; Golgi cisterna membrane; cis-Golgi network.
UUCAAUGUAAAUGUAAUGCCACUUAUUCUGACGUGUAACAGUAUGAUAAGAUGUUAUUUGACAAAUUGUGAAAGAGCAAAACAUGAUAUUGAUCGUAUAAGGAUGUGUAUGGCAGCUGGCAAAAUAACUAACUUCUAUUGAUCUAAAACAAUUCCAACAGCAGCGUUCAAAAGCUAAAGGAUCUCGAAAAAAACCGACUUCGAUGCAAACGAACUCAUCUGAAGGCAGCACUCCAACUGAAACAUCUGCUGAAAAAAUUCCUCAAGAAGUGCCUACUUUUGAUGAUACAAAAUACAAUCUGGAACAGUCCAUUAACAGGGGCUCCAGUACUUUAAGUUUAAAUGCCAAUGUGGACAACAGUGAAGAAACUGAUACAACAAAAGGCAGCUCAUUAACAAUCCAGAAAUCCAAAUCAGAUUUACAGCUAAAUAACCCAAAAGAAUAUUCAUCCACAGAAAGCCUUAGACAGAUCUCCUUACAAGUUAACGGAUUAAUGAGUGAAACUAAUGCAUUUAUGAAUGGAACUGUAGACCAAGAAGAUUCAAUUAGUUCUGAAGAAAAUAGUUUAGAGAAACGGAAUCAAGAGUUAGCUUUAUUAGUGAAUAAUUUAAGGCAGGCUAAUGAUCAGCUGCAUUUUCAAUUGCAGGAACUGAAAGCAAAGAAUAAAAGGCUCAAUCAGAACUUUGACCAAGAAAGAAAGGAGCUUCAAGAAAAAUCUCAUAAAGAACAAGUGGCCCUUAAAGAUCAACUUCAAGUGCAUAUUCAAACUAUUGGUAUUCUUGUUGCAGAGAAAACAGAAUUACAGUCUUCACUUUCUUUAAGCCAACAGACAGCUAAACAAAAAGCUGGUGAAAUAGAAGAAUUACAAGGAAGAUUAAGAGCAUCCAGACAGCGAGCAUCCGAUCUUGAAAGGGAGAUUAUUGCAUUGAGCAAUUCCAAUCAACAAUUAGAAAAAGCAAGUAAGGAGUCUGCAAAAGAUAUAGAAAGACUGAAAUCAGAAAAUUAUAGAAUAAGCAAAUUAAAUGAAGAACUGAAGUCAGCUAAUGCUGAAUUGACUGAAAAAUUGAAUAAAAAAAUUAAAGAUUUACAAGCUCUUGAGCUAGAGUUUGCUGAAUGCCAGAAAAAAUUGUCUCUCACCCAAACUCAGGCUCAACAGUUUGAUGCAAAUGGUGAAAAUGAAAAUAGGUCACAGUUAGAAGAACUUUAUCAGCAGAAAUUAGAAUUAGAGAAAAGAUUGUCUUUGAACAAAAAUUCCGUAAGUAAACUGAUAAUGGAAAGAGAUCAGAUGGCAGAUCAAUAUCAGCAGUAUAUUACACAACUGAGCCAACAAGUAACAUCAUUGCGUGAUGAGAUAAAGCAACAUUCCAGUGAGAAAGAGCAGCUGUCCAAAGAGCGAAACCUUCUUCAGGAAAAGUUAGAGGCAAUUCAGCAGCAAAAUAGUAACAUUGUCAAAGAUGACCCAUCAGAAUUAAAAGUGCAAAUAAACAUUCUAAAAAAUCAAAAUGAAGAACUCAAUCAGAAAUUACAAAAUGAGAUUUCCAAUACUGAUAGUAUGAAAAAACAACUUGAAGCACAAAAUGAUAAAAUAGCCGAGCUUGAAAAAAUUAUAGCUCGUCUAAAAGAGGAUCAAGUAGACAAAAGUCGAUUGAUGGAAACUAUGGAAAGUGAUAAAGUUGCUGCUAGCCGUGCUGUCACUCAGAAUAGAGAAUUGAAGAAGCAGCUUGAGGAAUUGCAAACUGGUUUUGUUACUAUGAGCAAUGAUAAAUUAAAACUAGUUGAAGAACUUGAUUCUCAAAAGCACAUUACUAAAGAACUUGGAGAAAGGUUAAGCCAACAGGAGAAAGAACUUCAUGAGCUACAAGAACAGCUUUCACAGAGGGAAGAGGAAUUACAAAAAUUACAUACAUCUAGUACAAAAGGAAUUUAUCAACAGAACCAAAUAGCUGAUAGAAUGAGACAUUAUGAAGCACAAGGUCAACUUACUGAAAUGUUGCAGAAGGAACUGCAUCAAGCUCAGGAACAAAUAAAUGUCCUAACCAAUCAAAACUCUGAAUUACGAAUGGCUUUAGCAACACAGAGUGUGAGUGAUGAAAGCCAGAAAGAGGAUAAAGAUGCUUCUAAAAGAAAUGAUUUAGUUGCACAGUUAUCUGCAUCUGUCCGACAGUUAGAAAUGGAAAGAGACCAAAUGAUAAAACAGUUGGAAGAACAGAAGUCAAAUAGAAUGCAGUUAGUUGAACAACUAAAAGAGAGAGCAACUCUGUUAAAUGAUGAUGACAAUGGAAGCAGUGAUGUUGUAUCAAGGAAAGAAUAUGCUAUGAUUAAGAAUGCCAUGACGCAGUUGGAAGAAAGAUUCAAGCAAACUAUGAAUCGAAUUGCAGAACUCUCUGAUGAAAGACAACAACUAGAGCAUUUAGUGUUGCAGUUGCAAGGCGAAACUGACACUAUAGGUGAUUAUAUUGCUCUGUAUCAGAUUCAGAGAGGUUUAAUGCGAAAAAGAGCUUCAGAAAAAGAUGAAUAUAUUGCUCAGCUCGCCAGAGACAGAGAAGAUAUGAAAGCAAAAUUAGGAGAACUUCAGAAUCUUGUGAUGAGGUUACUCGAAGAAAGAAAGCUUUUCCAGUCUCAGACGCAAAUUUUAGAUGACAAAAUAAAUUUUGCUGAAAUCUCUGAUUUAGCAAGCAAUAAAAAAGCAAUAUCUAAAGAGCUAAUUGACAGAAGCAGUGAACGAGAAAUAAAGGUGGAAGAAGAUGAAAGUUCUUCAGAAACUGAAUCAUCUAAAAAGCCAGAAACUACUGCUAAGAAAAUUAUAGAUCUGUUAACUGAAAUAGAAUCGACGAACCUUGUAGAGAAACCAGUCCUGGAAAAUUUUCAUCCAUGUCCUGUGUGUUCCGGCAGAUUAAUCACUGUGUAAAAAUAAUAUAUAUUUCAAAUUAGUCUUACUAAAAUGCAAAAGGUGUGCCUAAAUGAAAAUAUUGCCACAUAAAGAACUUCAGAGCCCUAUUGCACUGUGUCAAGAAAUGCAUCUUUGAAGGUAGAGGAAAAACACAAUGCAAAACUUGUUGUAAAUAUCAAUUACCAUUGUAGAUAAUUUGGAGAACAAAAAUUCUCAGUUGCUUUGUGUGAAUUUGUUUUCUCUACUGUUCAUCACCUUCUGAAUUUCAUUUGUGCCUUUUAUUUAUAAUCAAAAAGGGAAAAGCAUUCCAUUUGUUACUGAAAAUUUGUCUGGGUUCAGUAUGUUUAUAGUUUUUCUUUACUUGUGGUUUUUUCAAGCUUAGCAAUUUUAGGCCAGUAUAAAAGUAAAGCUUUUUGAUAUGUUAAAUGCAACAUUAACACAGGGCUUCGUGAACUGUUUUCAUCAAUGACACCAUUUUGGAAACAAAAAUAAUUUGCAAUUCCAUUGUUAACAAAAAGAAAGAAAGAAAAGUUUCACUACCUUAAAUAUACGAAACAAAAAAAAAAAGUAAGAAAGAUAAUAAGUAAUUAAUGAUAAGCAAAAAGAAAUGUAAUUAUGUUUUUUUAAUUAUUUUUCAUCUCAAAUUGCUAUUGCUAUGUACUUUUCUUUUUGUAUCCAUUUGGAGUCGGUAGUCAUUGAUUUAAGAAGCUCUAUGUUAAUAAUUUUACUAGCAGUAGAAUUUAUGAUAUAUUUUAUUAAUAUUAUCUAUAUUGUAUGGUUUUAAUAUUGAUUAAUAUUAUUCUUUUAAGUUACAUGAAAAAUCGAAUUUAUACACUAAUUUUUUAGUACUUUUAAAAUUUAAUAAAGUUUUUUGUUAUCGAAAUUUUGAUUUCAAAUAAUAAUAACUUGCAUUUACAUUUUUUAAAUAAUAAUUUGGAAUGUUUUGUCCUGAGCCGCUUAACUGUUUUGAAAGUGUAUUGUUACAUUGAUUCAAUUAAUAAUCAAUUGAAUACUUAUAAAACUUAUAGAUUCUACAUAGUUUUCAUUUUAGAUUGUAAUGUCUCAUCAACUUAAUUUUUUUAAGUUUAAAAAUGUUAUAAUCGAUGCAUCCAUGUUACACAGUUGAGUGGCUAAGAUUAUAAAAGGAUCGCAUUCCCUUGCAAAGUUAAUCCUCAGAUAUUCUCUUAGCAGAAAUGUAAAUGGGCAACAGGGGAAAAAAAAUCCUGUUUCUAGUCUCUAUUUUCUGAAAUGGACAUGAACUAACCAUGAAACGGGGCCUUGAAAUGUGAUAUUUACUUGUACUACUUUUGUAACCUAUUUGUAUUAUAAUAAAUGAGUUCUGAAAUGUUUAUAUGUACCCCAUAUGUAAAGAACUUGGCUUCCAAUGAAUAAUUUAUUGUCAAUUUUUAGUUCCUUGUCCCUGAAAUGAUAUUAAAUUAAAUUUAUUAUUUUAUUUAAAUACAUAAGUAAAAUAUUUUCCACUUUUUUAUUUAUUAAAUCAAUUCAAACCUUGCUGUUGCUUAAAAAUUCUUUGGUUUUAUUUUCUUUUAAGCACUAUUUAAAAAAAUUAUAUCUUUCAUUUUUUAAUUACAACUUUUAAUUUUUUUAAAAAUUUAUUAAUUAUAUUUAUUUGAAUUAGUUGAAUGAAAAUGUAGUCAGUUUAUAAUUGCCAUAUGUUUAAAUAUGCUUGUAUUAUUUAAUAUGUAACUGUUCAAUUGUUACUCUUUUAUUUUACUGAUAAAUAUG